This is a messenger RNA of Rhineura floridana, 2199 nucleotides long. RefSeq names its product TGF-beta receptor type-2-like. Bases 86 to 1798 code for a protein of 570 amino acids. The record is from RefSeq and is a predicted model, not a curated record. The transcript is spliced from 7 exons. Gene Ontology annotation, molecular function: ATP binding; activin receptor activity; transforming growth factor beta binding. Lineage: Eukaryota; Metazoa; Chordata; Lepidosauria; Squamata; Rhineuridae. Gene Ontology annotation, cellular component: signaling receptor complex; plasma membrane. Gene Ontology annotation, biological process: transforming growth factor beta receptor signaling pathway; cellular response to growth factor stimulus; heart development.
GCCCCACAAGCUCGGGACUGGCUGGCGGAGGAUGAACCGAUCAACACUCUGAAGUUGGGAUUCAGUUGCUGGCAAGAUCCAGAAAAUGGGUUACUGGAGAAGACUCACUCUGAUUCUGCUACUGCUGUUGUUGCUCUCAUGCAAUGGCCAAGCAGGACGGAAUGUGAAGAGUAAUGUCUGCAAGUGGUGUGAUAAUACCUACCCAGUCUGUGAAGAUCAUGUGUGUUACAGCAACUGUGACUUGAGCUCCUAUUGUGAAAAGCCAGAGGAAAUCUGUGUGUCUAUAUGGAAGCAAGACAACGAGAGCAUUCGAGUGAGCACUCUCUGUCACAACCCACAGCUCCCUGUGGAAAAUGUCAUGGUUCCCAAGUAUAACACAUCCCAUUGUAUUAUGGUCCGUCAGCAUAAUGAGGAUGGCAUAUUUUACAUCUGUGGCUGUGUGAAUGAACAGGAAUGCAAUGACAAACUUAUAUUUGAAAAUCAUACUAAUGGAUAUUCUAUGUUACAAAGCAAAGAAAUAAUUCCUGUGGCAGCCAUCAGCCUGUUGCCCCCACUGCUAGUUGCCAUCAUGGUAACAGCGACAUUCUACCUCUGUCGAACCCAUAGACAGAGCAGGAGAUCCAAGGAAUGGCCUCAGAAACAAACCCAGCGCCACACACUGCCUGAACCAAGCAGAGCCACUAGUUAUGAUGAGAUGCUGUCUGUCAAGAUAGACCACCACUCCACCAUGAGCACAGCCUGCGCCAACAACAUCAACCAUAACACUGAACUGUUGCCUAUUGAACUAGAUGAGAGAGUCGGGAAAGGGCAGUUUGCUGAAGUCUGGAGAGCAAAACUUAAGCAUGUCUCUUCGGGCCAAUAUGAGACGGUGGCAGUGAAGAUUUUCCCUUGUGAGGAAUAUGCUUCCUGGAAAAAUGAAAGCCAGAUCUUCAACGAUGCCAAUCUUAAGCACGGCGGCAUCCUUCAGUUCCUCACAGCAGAGCAGAGACACUCUGGGCUCCAGAAAGAAUACUGGCUCAUUACAGCCUACUACAGUCAGGGAAACCUCAAGGAUUAUUUGGCCAGGAAUGUUCUGAGCUGGAGGGACUUGCAAAAGAUGGCUGGUUCUCUAGUGAGUGGUGUGGCUCACUUGCACAGCGACUACAGUGCCUGUGGCAGUCCAAAGAUCCCUAUCGCCCACCGGGAUAUCAAGAGCACAAACAUCUUGAUUAAGAAUGAACAGGAAUGUGUGCUGUGCGAUUUUGGAAUUGCUCUGAGGCUGGAUCCAUCCUUAACUGUGGAAGAUCUUGCUAAUAGCGGGCAGGUGGGUACUGCCAGAUAUAUGGCUCCUGAAGUUUUGGAAUCCAGAGUGAAUCUUGAAGAUCUGGAGUCUUUCAAACAAAUGGAUGUUUAUUCCAUGGCUCUGGUUUUAUGGGAGAUAGCUUCCAGGUGCAACGCUAUAGGAGAGGUCAAGAAUUAUGAACUACCAUUUGGAUCAAAAGUCCGGGAGCAACCCUGCAUGGAGAUUAUGAGAGACAUUGUCCUGCAUGGUCGAGGGCGUCCAGAGAUUCCAAGUAACUGGCUGGUCCAUCAGGGAAUGCAUUUCCUGUGUGACACUAUCACAGAAUGCUGGGACCAUGACCCUGAAGCUAGACUCACAGCACACUGUGUGGCAGAGAGGUUUAAUCUGAUGGCACAGACAGAUUGCAAUGACAUCCUCAACAACAACAGCAGCCACAACAGCAGCCUUGACAAUGAGGCAAGCAAAACGGGUUGCCCGACAGAUGAGAAUCAAGAAAGUGUCAGGAAUAUCCAAUGACUGGAGAAGAAAAUAAAAGCAUCCCUGGGCAGACCACUCAGAAAAAAAUAUACCCUCCCAUUUUGUUCAUGAAUGAAUAAAACUUAUUUAUAAGACCUUUUUAUUUACUAGGCAAAAGGCAGAGCCACUACAUUAAUGUUAUGUUCAGCACAUGAUAUACUUAUAUUAAAUAUAUAACACAAAAACCAUUUAUUUUUAUUUUUAAAGAUUCACAAUCAACACACAUUUAAAAUUUCCCUCCCUUCAGUGUCCAUUCUUUAUGAGGGGGCAAGGGAACACCGUCUGACCUUAGCCUGUUAUUAGAUCGCACAAAUCACUGGAACAAUUCAGUUUUAAUCAGAUAAGCACUCCACUUGCUCUCACUUGUUUUUUUAAAAAUAAAAUUUACAAUUUACUUACAA